Rubroshorea leprosula is the source of this 738-nucleotide messenger RNA. Lineage: Eukaryota; Viridiplantae; Streptophyta; Magnoliopsida; Malvales; Dipterocarpaceae. The record is from the annotation of a GenBank genome assembly.
CUGUAAUUGUCAUAGAUCACAGACUUCCAGAACUAUUUUAAUUCUUGGAUUAGGGUAAAUUCCACACAGCAACGAGAGAGUGGGGAUGAGGGAAAGCUUGGAGGGAGAUGCUAUGUGGAGAUUAUUCUAUGACAACUAGAAAAGAGAUCUGGAGUAUUAGCAUUUUCUGAAGGAAAGAGCAUUUCGACAUGGUUUGGCACAACUGAAGGUGGAAAAGGAGCUAUGUAUGAGGGUUUUUCAUGCAAACUUUCCCUGCGAUUCCCAUUGGACUACCCUUUCAAGCCACCUCAAGUCAGGUUUGAAACCAUGUGCUUCCAUCCAAAUGUUGAUCAGUUUGGGAACAUUUGCCCUGAUAUUCUUCAGGAUAAAUGCUCUUCUGCUUAUGACCGCAAAACCAUUCUAUUGUCCAUUCAAAAUCUAUAAGAUCUGGUUUCCCUUCCUUUCAUCUUUAAUUCAUUACACUGGUAAAAUAUCCCUCUAAAUUGACCAAGAACUCUCCUUGCAUGCAAAGCUAAUCCCAAGAGUACCCUCAACAGCCAUGCUGCAAAACAAUGGAGCAAUAAAGAAGGUUGAAGAUUUAAUCCUGUCAUUUCUUAUAUCAUAUUUAAUCCUCAUUGCUGUUGUUUAUUGCGUUUGAAGAUUAAGUUUCAGAGUUUAAUGUUCCUAGGUUGAUAAUUGUUUAUUGACCUAAACGAGGUAUUAUGUACUAUGUAUAUGCAUUAAACUUUUAGGAAUUUG